AUUUAUUUACCCUUCCACUCUUUAAAUUUCCCAGCCGAAACUCAGAACUCCAACUACUCAACUCGCCAUUAACUCAAUAAACCUGAACAUUAAACUCUCCUUUUGUUUUAGAUAUGCAAAAAGAAGAUAAUGGUAUUGAUUCCUUUUCCUCUUCGGUGUCGUUCUGCCUCAGCUUCAACAGCUACGCCUCUGCUAAACUAGCUGAUAUAGCCUCCAAGGUUGGCCAAGAGGAACAACGAAACGACGACGGCGACGAUGAUUUCGAGUUUGUUUCUAUCAAAAACGAUCCCGACGCCUUUCAAUUCUCCUUCGACGGUCAGAUCCCUCAGGGUUUUCCGGUGUUUAAUCAGGAUCUUCUAUUAGAUAAUGAUCAAAAUGAUGAUGAUGAUCAGAAGAUUCGGCUACCGUUGAAGAAUCUGUUCAUCGAGGGAGAUCCGCCGUCGUCUUCGUCGUCAGAUGCCGACGAACUCGAGGGUUUACCGGAGGAAACGUACUGCGUUUGGGUGCCAAACAAAAACAACUCACUCGAAUCAUGCCCUUCUCCUAACAGAUGCCAAAAGAGCAACUCAACCGGUUCAUCGUCAUCGUCAGCAGCGGCAAGAUCAUCAAAACGUUGGUUCAAGUUUCGCGAUUUGCUUAAACGAAGCAACAGCGACGGCGGAAAAGACCCGUACGCUUUUCUCAAUAAACCAAAAACAAAUCCUCCUCCUCCUCCUGUUUCUGUUUCUAAAGCGAAAGAGAGCACGAGUGAGGUCAAAGCCACCGUUAAAACGAAACCCGUGUCGGCACACGAAGCAUUUUAUGUGAAAAACAGAGCCAUCAAACAGGGCGACAAGAAGAAAUCAUAUUUGCCAUACAGACAAGACUUACUGGGAUUUUUCGCCAGUAAUGUUAACAGCAUGGGCAAAAGUUUUCCACCAUUUUGAUGGACUUGGGUUAGAGAAUUUCAAGAGUUAAAAUUAUUUAUUUGUAAAUAAUAAAUAAUUUUGUAGCCAGUAUCUUCUUGGUUGCUUAAAUCAAUAAAGAACAAGCACUCAUUUGCAGAUCA
Messenger RNA from Mangifera indica (mango), 1048 nucleotides. RefSeq lists its product as uncharacterized. The transcript has a single exon. The record is from RefSeq and is a predicted model, not a curated record. The coding region runs from base 114 to 926 and encodes 270 amino acids. Lineage: Eukaryota; Viridiplantae; Streptophyta; Magnoliopsida; Sapindales; Anacardiaceae.